AUGGUAAUGGCUUCAAGCAAUCAAGCUUCGGUUCUUGAAAGUUCUUUGAAUAGCAUUAGUCAUCAAUCAAGUUUAAUGAAGCAAUGCUUGGCAGAUAACAAUAUUCUCCAAGCAUUAAAGCACUGUUCUAAUUUUUUGAAUGAAUUAAGGACUAGUCUGCUAAGUCCUAAACAGUACUAUGAAUUAUAUAUUGCUGUUUUUGAUUCGUUGGAAGUAUUAUCAAGCCACUUGUUAGCCUCCCGCAAUUCAAAGCAAAAGAGGAAACCGGCUAACACUCCUUUUCUAGCCGACUUGUACGAAUUGGUACAGUAUUCUGGUAAUAUUAUCCCAAGACUUUACAUGAUGGUAGUAAUUGGAACUACGUACAUGUCAACAAAGGAUGCGCCAGUUAAAGAAAUCAUGAAAGACUUGAUAGAAAUGUGUAGAGGAGUCCAGCAUCCAAUAAGAGGGCUUUUCCUCAGAUACUAUCUCUCUCAAAGAACCAAGGACUUGUUACCAUUGUCGACGGAGGAGGAUUUUAAUGAGACCGUUAAUUUCUUGAUAUCUAAUUUCAUCGAAAUGAACAAACUAUGGGUCAGGCUACAGCAUCAGGGACACUCAUCAGAGAGGGAGCUCAGAUACAAUGAACGAAAGGAACUCAAGAUCUUGGUUGGCUCUAACUUGGUGAGACUUUCACAAAUUAUUGAUGACUAUAGCGGAGAUAAAGAUUACUCUAGUGUGAAAUACUAUCAAAAAAAAAUAUUUCCCGUAAUUACUGAGCAAAUUAUACAAUGCAGAGAUCAUUUGGCUCAGAGUUAUUUGGUCGACGUCUUAAUACAAAUAUUUCCUGAUGAUUUCCAUUUUGCAACUUUAGAGAGCUUAUUGAAUGAUGUGUUUCUAAAUUUAAAUCCCCUUUUAAGAAAAAGUGGGUUGGUUGCAACAUUAAUAGAUAGAUUUUUGACAUUUCAUAAGUUUGAAAGCGACAUUUCAACAGAUCUCAACGAAUUGGAGAUCAGCGAUAAAGAGAAGCUAGAAAUCUCAGAUAAGGACUUGUUUGAUACAUUUUGGAAGUUCUAUUUGAGACUUUACGAAAUGGAUCCCGAGUUACCAGCUGAGGAGCAUUCUUUGAUUCUACAGUCAUUCAUAAAAUUGACUCUCACAUAUGAUCCUGAAAACUUUGAAAAUUUAGACAGAAUUUACAAGUUUUCCAUUGAAAAACUUACUGGAAAUGACGAUGAAGAAAACCUUUGGUUGCUGUUACUAGUUGCACCUGUCAAACAUUUCAAUUCGACAAAAAACUUAUUGAAUUUGCCAUUUUUCCAUGAAUUCUAUUUGAAAUUAUCGAAAAAGUCAUUACAAAAGCAAAUUUCAUUGGAAAUAGUAGAUAAAAUCUUGCAAGAUCCUAGAGAAGACGAUUUCUUCACUACUACCGAUGAAAUUGAUAGUAUUUUCAAAUACUUAUUAGUUCUAAUUAAAGACUCCGACAAUGAAGUUAACACCUCUAAAUCUUUGGGUGUAACUCGGGCAAUUAAAAUUAAAAAUGGGGAGGCAAUGAUCACUCAAGACUUUUUAAUCACACAGGAAAAGAUUUGCAAGCUUAUACAUUUGGUUGAAAACAAAAAUCCUUACAAGAGCUUGUCUAAUUUGAUGUAUCUUAGAAAAAGGUAUCUCAACAAAAACCCUGAAAACAUUAUAUAUACUUAUCCGACCCUUAUUGCCAGGAUAUUGUAUAAACUCAAGCUUAUUGGUUUCCUAUCUAUGAACAAGAAUGUUACAAAUUCAAAUAAGGACUUACUUAUCACGAGCAACUUCAAAAAUUUAUCUGUUAUACUUGAUGAAUUAUACCAGCAUCACCAAGAAUUCAACUCAGCGCUAAUAUUAAAAACUUAUCUCAACUGCGCUGCUGUUGCUGAUCAAUUAAAGCAAGAAUCAAUAAGUUACGAAUUAUACACUACGUGUUUUGUCAUCUACGAAGAAAAUUGGACAAUGACAUCUAUCAGUCAACACAAUAAUCCUCAUGACCCUUUGAGUGGUUCCAUACCAUAUCAGUCGAUUGUUUUGAUUGCAAACAAAUUGAUAACCCUGAGAUAUUUCUCAAAGGAAAACUACGAGAAUCUUAUCACCAAAGUAACACUCUACGGAUCAAAGCUUUUGAAGAAGCAAGAUCAGUGUAGGUCUGUGUACUAUUGUUCUCACUUAUGGUGGUGGUGCGAUUUAUUUGUUGAGAAUUCACCUACCGUCACCGAUGCCAUGCCAGACAACGAUAAGUCUUCAGAGAAGAAGGGGGAGCUAUUUAGAGACCCCAAGAGGGUCUUAGAGUGCCUUCAAAAGGCUCUAAGAAUCGCUGAUUCUUGUAUGGAUCCUUAUUUGUCUCUCAAACUCUUUGUUGAGAUUUUAAACAGAUGCCUUAUUUUUAACAUCUAUGGCAAUCCCUUAAUCGAUUCUCGCUACAUUAAUGGCCUUAUUGAUCUUAUAAAGACAAACGUUGACAAUUUGAAAGACAAUAAUUUAGUCAAGGACAGUGAUGACAAUGAGUUUAAGCUCUUCACACAUAUAUCUAACUUAUUCGAACGUACUUUGAGGUAUAUUGAAGAACAACAAGCCAGCGAGGGUAGAUUUGAUGGCGUUAUAGUUUAA
This is a messenger RNA of Priceomyces carsonii, 2616 nucleotides long. It is a transcript of the gene VPS35, whose product is annotated as retromer subunit. Gene Ontology annotation, cellular component: retromer complex; late endosome; retromer, cargo-selective complex. The transcript has a single exon. Bases 1 to 2616 code for a protein of 871 amino acids. NCBI's taxonomy places the organism in Eukaryota, Fungi, Ascomycota, Pichiomycetes, Serinales, Debaryomycetaceae. The record is from RefSeq and is a predicted model, not a curated record. Gene Ontology annotation, biological process: retrograde transport, endosome to Golgi; intracellular protein transport.